AGCCAGAUCCAUCCCCCCACCCCCCACCCGCCGGCCACCACGCGCGCACCCACACAGAGAGAGGCGCAGAGGGGACCCAGACGACGCGACACCGGACCUAGGAGAGGGAGAACUUGAGCGGACGGCGGCGAUGGGCGGCGGCGGAGGCACGACCUACAAGGGCUACACCAUCCCCCACAACAAGCGCUGGCACACGGUCGCCGGCAAGGGCCUCUGCGCCGUCAUGUGGUUUUGGAUUUUCUACAGGGCUAAGCAGGACGGCGCUGUGCUCUUGGGUAUGCGUCAUCCUUGGGAUGGCCAUGAUGAUCACUCUCAUGGUCAUGGACAUGCACAUGAGCAUGAGGCGUCGUCGUCAUCAUCACCUUCCCAUUGAAUUCAAUGCUGAAAGCGUCUGAGGAAUUGUGUUGCAUGUCUCGACGCGAGUCUCUGCUAAUAAAAGCACAACCAUAUGUCAUUUCAUCCCUGUGUUGUUUGAAAGUGUUAAUUUGUUUAGCACCCAAACUGAUUUUGUUGCUGGCUUGCUGCGGUGCGAAAUGCUUCGGCUAGUAUGUGUUGUUGUGAUCACCACAGACGUCAUCAUGGGUUCUUUAAGAAAUCCUCCGAAAAUAUAUGUCUUGUUCAAGAA
Hordeum vulgare subsp. vulgare (domesticated barley) is the source of this 625-nucleotide messenger RNA. Its product is annotated as NADH dehydrogenase [ubiquinone] 1 beta subcomplex subunit 2. The transcript is spliced from 4 exons. Gene Ontology annotation, cellular component: mitochondrial inner membrane. Bases 131 to 373 code for a protein of 80 amino acids. The record is from RefSeq and is a predicted model, not a curated record. NCBI's taxonomy places the organism in Eukaryota, Viridiplantae, Streptophyta, Magnoliopsida, Poales, Poaceae.